UGUAAGGAAGCAAAGAGCAAAUCACCUGCAUGACUUUUCUCUGGGUCAAGACGCGGAGUGAUUCUUGACUUCCCCCGCUACAUGGACGCGUGAGGCGCGCAGCUGUGGACAGAGGAUAUUUAUUAAAUAACAUUUCAGUCAUGAUGAAAGUUCAACUGCUACUGCCGCUGACCAUUAUGGCGUCAGUCACCAUGGUUCUGAUCCUCAAGACUCGCAAAAGGGAGGAAGACCGGGAGGAUCGGCGGUUUCGGUUCGAGAGUAUUCGGCUUCGGGUCACCAUCGACGUGCUGACAGAGCACCAGAAUGAGAAGGCGACCCUCCAGCAACAGUAUGACAACGCCAAAGAGGAGGAAGGCACUCUGAGGGAGGCUUCCACAGUGUUCCAGUCGAACGUGCUUGAAAACAUGGGGAAGCUGGACACCUGCCACCAAGAGAAGAGACAAAUAAAAAGUCAGCUGGAUUCUGAGGAGAAAAACCUUAACACGCUAAUAACUGAUAUGAAAACGGAGACGGACAUCUGGCUGGCUGAGAUUGACUCGCUCAAAAACCUACGAAGUGCAAAGAGUCCCGCUUGUAAAUUUUUGCAGCCCAACUCAGACCAAGAAAGACUUUAUUGUAGGAACACGUUUAUCGUGGAGCCGAGACCACCAGAGCCAAAACCGGCAGUACUGAAACCGCCGAUGCCGAAAGCGGCACUGCCCAAAGCACCGGUGCCAAAUGCUCCAGAGCAGAAAGCACCGGAACCAAAAGUUCCACAGCCGAAGCCCAUGGCAGUGAAAGUAGCAGAGCCUAAAGCAGCAGACCCCAAUGCAGCACAGCCUGAAGCUGAAGAGCCAAAGCCAGAUCAACCCGUAGCACGAGGACGAAGGAAGGUUGUCCGCAGAGUGAGGAGGAAAGGAAGACCAGCCAAGCCAAGUGACACAGAAGUCUAAAGUCACUCCAAACAUGUUCACUGUGCUACAGCUUUUGCUGCUUUUGUCAUACUUGGUUCAGGGAGAAGCUGGUGUCGCCAUGUUUGUUGUUUAAAUGUUAUAUUUAUUUAAUAUGUUGAUGUUCAACAUUGAUUUUUGUAAAAGCUCUUCAUGAAUGAGGAUUUAAAAUGUAAUGAUGAAUGAGUGUGAGUCAUUGCUGGGAAUUCUAUAAACAGUAGGGUACAUGAUAAAAAUACUUUUGGGAAGAUGACGCAUAUGAGAAAGAAUGUUUUUGUAAAUCAGUUUUAAUACGUGAAAAUUCAACAUUUGAUUCAUGAUACAGUUUCAUCAACGUUUGCUGCAGUAGCGAGUCAGUUACACUCCACUGACUUCUGCAGAGAAAUAUAAUAAUCCUAAACAAAUGUGAAGAUACCAACACUGCUUAGCGCAACCCAUAAGAGCUACACAGUUACAACUUAGGAUUCUUGUCCACAUGUGCUGAUCAGUAUUACUGUCCGUUGUUUGGCCUCCAAAUUGUUAUUGUCUGUUGAAUUUUAUUAUAUGUUUCACAUGUUAAUGUUAUGGUUUAUCAUAUUAUCUUUAGCGUUACGUCCGUGGUUGGUGUUUUGAGAAUGGGAGACAAAUAAAGAAGAGAGAAACAUUUUGCUAGCUCAUCACUUUCCUGUGACCUGUGUGAUGUUUCGCUACAAGCCCUCACAAAGCAUAAUGAAGAUGGUGGAAAUCUUUUCCUCUUAAUAGUUCAUGUUGCAAAAAGUAAUGGUGCCCAGCCCUGUUGUUUUGCGAUCUGAAUGGUCUCAGCUUUUAGAAUAAAGGUGUCCAAAUGUUACGGUUGAG
Molecule: messenger RNA, 1766 nt
Organism: Synchiropus splendidus (mandarinfish)
Lineage: Eukaryota; Metazoa; Chordata; Actinopteri; Syngnathiformes; Callionymidae
Exons: 4
Coding region: 141-932 (263 amino acids)
Source: RefSeq, a predicted model, not a curated record